AUGGCGCCACCGUUAGCGCGACGAUCUGGCCGGCUCCGCACAGCUGCCCGUAAGUACACAGAUGACGCUUUUCAAGCCGUAGGACUAAGUCCGGAUAACUCUGGAUCUGAGCAUCUGGCGGCCGAAGAACUCCAAAAUGCUCAUGCGUCUGAUGAAGACUUUGUAAUGGGUGAGGAUAACGAACAAGCUGCUGCUGAGGAAGAAGAUGAUUCCGAUGAUGAAACAGGCUCUGUUGUAGGGUUAACCUUUGAUAAAACAGAGCAGGCUGAGCGCAAGAUGCUAGCCAAACUAGAUAGGGACAUGACACAUUCCCGAGGGUUGCUUAAACCUGCUGAGCAUACCGCAAAGAAUACACAGUUGAAAUUGACAUUCGGAACUGGUGCUGAGGACCUCCUUCCAGCUAUUUACGCAAGGGAUCGCUGGGCUUACGGGAGAGAUUCAACUUUUCCAAGUGCAGAGAGUUUUCAGGGUGCGCAAAGAACCAGCCCAUAUGGGGUAGGUGGGUUAUUUUGCUACCCCAGCUUUAAAAUGGAGUUUGAAUCUACCGAGGCGUGGGAUUGGUAUUACGAUAGCUCCAUCGGAGGCUGUCUUCUGAGGAAUCAGCAGAUAAGGGCCCUGGAAGAGAAUGUGGGGCGAGAGUACUUUCCCCAGGAUGGAGAUAAGAGGCAUACCGUUUUGGUUGGGCCCCAGGGCAAACAGAAGGAAUUUCACUUGGGACUCCAUGAAUUUUUUGAUUUCGGGGUGGUUUGGGAACCACCAAACCCGAAAGCGGGUAAGAGUGGCAGGUCAAAAAAUUCCGAUGCGCGGUCCCAUGGUUCGCUGGGCGACAAUGCUAAGGAUGCUCACGCAAUGCCAGAGAUGGAGAGGUUCAGGGAAGGUUGGAUUCUAAACUUUGGAAGUAAGAUACAAUGUGCUGCAUGGGCUCCAAACUGCAGUGGCACGACCCAGUAUCUUGCGGUAGUCGUCCCGCUUCCAGAAUCGCAGAAGGCCGCGGAGUGUGAUAUAAACCUCACUGGGGCUCCUGCCUUUACUCCCUCGCCGCCAUAUCCAGCCGCGAUUCAAAUUUGGGCCUUUGAAGCCAAACAAAGCGAAGUUUUCCCUCGACCUUUAGAUAUGUCUAUUGAGCCCCGAUUGCGAUUAGUUUUAUGCACCAGAUUUGGCGAUGUGAAGCGCCUUUGUUGGUGUCCUAUGCCACGAAAACCUCGCUCAAGCCACAUAGAAGGGAAAGAAUCGAUCAACCUUGGCCUCUUAGCGGGAAUCUGGGGAGAUGGAAGUGUCAAAGUUUUGGAUGUGAAUAUCGAAAAAAAUUCACCGACCACGCAAUGGGUAAAGGUUGAAAGCCCGGUGUUCCAGGCGAAACCUCCGUCAACACUGUGUACAUGUCUCACUUGGCUUUCUCCGGGUGACCUGGCUGUUGGUUGUGCAAAUGGAUUCAUUGCGGUCUGGAGCCUCCCUGCAUCCUGCGGCAAAUCGGAAUCAAACCCUGUGCCAUAUAUAUAUACUCCAAUUCACACUGCCUACAUUCUUAAUGUCGUUUCGGCUUAUCCAAACCACCCGUACCUCCUUGCUUCCAGCAGUAUAGACGGCCAAAUGAAGCUCUGCUCUCUUGUCGACCCUCUGGUAGAUAUCGCCGAAGCGAUCAGAACACGAAUGGGGACGCUAAAUCUAUCAUAUUCACCAUUCUUUCAAGCAUUUGUGACGACGGAUGAAGCAGACUUUGUCCGUUUGCAGCCAGUUCGCCGUUUCUUUUCGACAAUCUCUGUCCUUCGUUCUACAUCAAGUGUAACUGCGAUUGCACCUUGCAGCCCAUGCCACCCUACAAUCCUGGUAGGUACCGCAGGCGGUCUAGCUAUGGCGACUAACCCACUUCGAAGGCUCCUCAACCCAAAAAACAAACAUUUCCAGCAAACUUGGUUCUCACAUGAGUGGGUUCUCGCGAGGGAUACCAAGAGUGAAAAACGACUCGGCGUCAGUAGAUUCUAUGACGGUUUCAAGGCAGAAAGCCCGAACCUUCUAAGAAGUGCUACGCAAGGAAAGAUAUCGAGCAAUAUGAUGACCAUAUAUGAGGAGGAGACAGGCAUCACCGUGCUUGCUCACAACCCUAACGACCAUUGCGGAGGAUGGGCAUGCGCAGGGUUAGGAUGCGGGCUGCUGCGGGUGGAAGACCUAACCCUCCGCCCUCGAAGGUAA
Coccidioides posadasii C735 delta SOWgp is the source of this 2190-nucleotide messenger RNA. RefSeq lists its product as uncharacterized. Gene Ontology annotation, molecular function: protein binding. Gene Ontology annotation, biological process: transcription by RNA polymerase III. Gene Ontology annotation, cellular component: transcription factor TFIIIC complex. NCBI's taxonomy places the organism in Eukaryota, Fungi, Ascomycota, Eurotiomycetes, Onygenales, Onygenaceae. The record is from RefSeq and is a predicted model, not a curated record.